AUGGAACAAAGUGAGGGCGAGCAGGCGCCCCAGCCAGAGACUCAUGAGGACAGCAAGAGCAAUGUGAAAUCCUUGCCUGGGAUAGCUGUCAGUGUCUGGGGAGAAAUAAAAAAACAUGCAGUUACAGAUGACUAUAAGCUCUCCAAACGGGUGCUAGGCUUGGGUGUUAAUGGCAAAGUACUGGAGUGUUUUAACAAGGUGACAGAGCAGAAAUGCGCUUUAAAGCUCCUGUAUGACAGCCCGAAAGCACGACAGGAGGUGGAUCAUCACUGGAGGGCAUCAGGGUGUCCCCAUAUUGUCCAUAUUCUGGAUGUGUAUGAGAACAUACAUCAGGGGAAAAGAUGCCUCCUCAUCGUCAUGGAAUGCAUGGAGGGAGGGGAACUAUUCAGUAGGAUCCAGGAGCGAGGAGACCAAGCUUUCACAGAGAAAGAAGCCUCUGAGAUAAUGAGAGACAUCGGAACAGCCAUCCAGUAUCUGCAUGCAGUGAACAUUGCCCAUAGAGAUGUCAAGCCUGAAAACCUACUUUACACAUCCAAAGAAAAGAAUGCAGUACUCAAGCUCACAGACUUCGGUUUUGCCAAAGAGACCACUGUACAGAAUGCACUGCAGACGCCCUGUUACACUCCUUAUUAUGUGGCCCCGGAAGUCCUCGGUCCUGAGAAAUAUGACAAAUCAUGUGACAUGUGGUCUCUUGGUGUCAUCACAUAUAUUCUCCUGUGUGGGUUUCCUCCAUUUUACUCCAACACCGGACAAGCCAUUUCCCCAGGGAUGAAAAGGAGAAUUCGGAUGGGGCAAUAUGGGUUUCCCAAUCCAGAAUGGUCUGAAGUAUCAGAAGAAGCCAAGCAGCUGAUUCGUCACUUGCUUAAGACAGACCCGACUGAGAGAAUGACGAUUUCUCAGUUUAUGAAUCAUCCUUGGAUUAACAAAUCAAUGGUGGUACCGCCAACCCCUCUUCAUACUGCACGGGUCCUGCAAGAGGAUAAAGACCACUGGGAUGAAGUGAAGGAAGAGAUGACAAGUGCUUUGGCUACCAUGAGAGUGGACUACGACCAAGUGAAAAUCAAAGACUUGAAAACAUCCAACAACCGCCUCCUCAACAAACGCCGCAAGAAACAGAAACAGGCAGGCACCUCCUCCGCAGCCCCAGGAUGUAACAACCAAUGA
Molecule: messenger RNA, 1164 nt
Organism: Emys orbicularis (European pond turtle)
Lineage: Eukaryota; Metazoa; Chordata; Testudines; Emydidae
Gene: MAPKAPK3
Product: MAPK activated protein kinase 3
Exons: 10
Coding region: 1-1164 (387 amino acids)
Biological process (GO): peptidyl-serine phosphorylation; response to cytokine; intracellular signal transduction
Cellular component (GO): cytoplasm; nucleus
Molecular function (GO): calcium-dependent protein serine/threonine kinase activity; mitogen-activated protein kinase binding; ATP binding
Source: RefSeq, a predicted model, not a curated record